Penicillium brasilianum is the source of this 1452-nucleotide messenger RNA. Lineage: Eukaryota; Fungi; Ascomycota; Eurotiomycetes; Eurotiales; Aspergillaceae. The record is from the annotation of a GenBank genome assembly.
AUGGCACUUCGAGCUCUUCGGUAUGGCACUGCCACUGCGAUUCUGUCUGGCCUGAUCCAGCUCUCUCUCGGGAGCGACGUUUACCUCGAUUGCAGCUCGAUUGCAAGCGGUGACGGCACUAAGUCCAGCCCGUUCAACUCCUUGGAGCAGGUCAACGGAUUCGUCUUACACGCCGGAAACUCCUUAAACAUUAAAGCUGGAACGACAUGCACAGGAACUCUAUCACCGCAGGGCAGUGGUACGCAGGGCCACCCCAUCAUCCUGACCAGCUAUGGACACGGUCCUCUGCCCAUCAUCAAUGGUUCUGGAGCCGCGGAAGCUGUUAAGCUGGUCAAGCAGGAUUAUUGGGACAUAUCCAGCAUUGCAGUUAUCAAUCCUGCUCCGGCAAUAGGCCGGCGGCGCGGCAUUGCAGCGACUGCCGAUGAUGGCACUGUUCACCGCGGUCUUUAUAUUCACGACGUCACGGUUUACAAUGUCGCCGGUGAAACAAACAAGGCAACCCAUUCUAGCGCAUUCAUCGCCUCUGCCGGUAUUCUUGUGAACGGUACAGAGAACGUGAGUCGGUAUGAUGAUGUGCAAAUCUACGGUAACACAGUUCAUGACAGUGGGGGUGGUGGUAUCAAAGUCCGUGUUGGCCAGAUGACCAACCGAGGAGAAGGUGCACACAUCUGGGGCAACAAUAUCUCUUACGCUGGAGGUGACGGUAUUGUUGUAUCCUACGGGGCAGCACCGUUCAUCGAGAAAAACACCUGCGGAUUCCUCGGUCACGGCAAGUAUCCAUAUACGGGCGGUAACUUCGCAGGAAUCUGGGUGCUCGGGUGCCUGGAUGCUGUUAUGCGGUUCAACGUCGUCCAUGACUCACUUAUGUCGGACGUUGAUAGUGAGGCAUUUGACUGUGACUGGGGUAACGAGGGCACCUGCACUGUCGAAUACAACUACAGUCAUGACAAUGCAGGCGGCAUUUUCCUGAAUUGUGAUGGCUGUGGAACGCCCGGUGGUGCCACGCAGAUUGUCCGAUAUAACAUCUUCCAGAACGAUUGCCGUGUGUAUAGCAACGGAGAUGGAGUGCAAUUGAACUUUUACAAUAAUGUCAUCUACUGCCCUGACAAGGAGUUUGAGAUCGCUGUGCCGCCUCAUACCAACUUGUCCAAUAACAUCUGGGUUGGAACGGCAAACUCGACAUUGCCCAGCGGAGGCUCGAUCGAGUGGCACGCGAAUUUCUUCCAAACGGUGCUUAUGCCGGUGAAUACAGCCGGGAGCACAGGAAAUCCACAAUUUAUCAACCCGGGUACUGGCCAGGACAGUCUGAACUCAGUCAAUGGCUAUAAAUUGCGCUCAGGGAGCCCUGCUCUGCACCAAGGCAACCUUAUUGCUGAUAACGGCGGUCGGGACUUCUGGAAUAACAAGGUGUCAUCAGUUGUGAGGCCCAAUAUUGGAGCAUAUAAUGGAUAG